Molecule: messenger RNA, 3226 nt
Organism: Trichechus manatus latirostris (Florida manatee)
Lineage: Eukaryota; Metazoa; Chordata; Mammalia; Sirenia; Trichechidae
Gene: GRID1
Product: glutamate ionotropic receptor delta type subunit 1
Exons: 15
Coding region: 163-2946 (927 amino acids)
Biological process (GO): modulation of chemical synaptic transmission; monoatomic ion transport; synaptic transmission, glutamatergic
Cellular component (GO): plasma membrane; postsynaptic density membrane
Molecular function (GO): glutamate receptor activity; transmitter-gated monoatomic ion channel activity involved in regulation of postsynaptic membrane potential
Source: RefSeq, a predicted model, not a curated record
AUCUUCGAGGAGAACGCGGCCAAAGACGACAGGGUGUUCCAGCUGGCAGUUUCCGACCUGAGUCUCAACGAUGACAUCUUGCAGAGUGAGAAGAUCACCUACUCCAUCAAGGUCAUCGAGGCCAACAACCCGUUCCAGGCGGUGCAGGAAGCCUGUGACCUCAUGACCCAGGGGAUUUUGGCUUUGGUCACGUCCACUGGCUGUGCAUCCGCCAACGCCCUGCAGUCCCUCACCGAUGCCAUGCACAUCCCACACCUCUUUGUUCAGCGCAACCCAAGGGGGUCACCCCGCACCGCCUGCCACCUGAACCCCAGCCCUGAUGGCGAGGCCUACACGCUGGCCUCGAGGCCACCGGUCCGCCUCAAUGACGUCAUGCUCAAGCUGGUGACGGAGCUGCACUGGCAGAAGUUCAUCAUGUUCUAUGACAGCGAGUAUGAUAUCCGUGGGCUCCAGAGCUUUCUGGACCAAGCCUCGCGGCUGGGCCUCGAUGUGUCUUUACAGAAGGUGGAUAAGAACAUCAGCCACGUGUUCACCAGCCUCUUCACCACCAUGAAGACAGAGGAGCUGAACCGCUACCGGGACACGCUGCGCCGUGCCAUCCUGCUGCUCAGCCCACAGGGGGCCCAUGCAUUCAUCAAUGAGGCUGUGGAGACCAACCUGGCUUCCAAGGACAGCCACUGGGUCUUUGUGAAUGAGGAAAUAAGUGACGCAGAGAUCCUGGAUCUGGUGCACAGUGCCCUCGGCAGGAUGACCGUGGUCCGGCAAGUCUUCCCGUCUGCCAAGGACAACAAGAAAUGUAUGCGGAACAACCACCGCAUCUCCUCUCUGCUCUGCGACCCCCAGGAAGGUUACCUACAGAUGCUGCAGAUCUCCAACCUCUACCUGUAUGACAGUGUUCUGAUGCUGGCCAACGCCUUCCACAGGAAGCUAGAGGACCGCAAGUGGCACAGCAUGGCUAGCCUCAACUGCAUACGGAAGUCCACCAAGCCGUGGAAUGGAGGGAGGUCCAUGCUGGACACUAUCAAAAAGGGCCACAUCACUGGCCUCACAGGGGUGAUGGAGUUUCGGGAGGACAGCUCAAAUCCCUAUGUCCAGUUUGAAAUCCUCGGCACGACCUAUAGCGAGACCUUUGGCAAGGACAUGCGCAAGCUGGCAACGUGGGAUUCGGAGAAGGGCCUGAACGGCAGCUUGCAAGAGAGGCCGAUGGGCAGCCGCCUGCAAGGACUGACUCUCAAAGUGGUGACUGUCUUGGAAGAGCCUUUCGUGAUGGUGGCAGAGAACAUCCUUGGGCAGCCCAAACGCUACAAAGGGUUCUCCAUAGAUGUCCUGGAUGCACUAGCCAAGGCCCUGGGCUUCAAAUAUGACAUUUACCAGGUCCCAGACGGCAGGUACGGUCACCAACUCCACAACACCUCCUGGAAUGGGAUGAUCGGAGAGCUCAUCAGCAAGAGAGCAGACUUGGCAAUCUCGGCCAUCACCAUCACCCCAGAGAGGGAGAGUGUUGUGGACUUCAGCAAGCGGUACAUGGACUACUCGGUGGGGAUGCUAAUCAAGAAGCCUGAGGAGAGAAUCAGCAUCUUCUCUCUGUUUGCUCCAUUUGAUUUCGCUGUGUGGGCCUGCAUUGCGGCAGCCAUCCCUGUGGUUGGGGUGUUGAUAUUUGUGUUGAACCGGAUCCAGGCUGUGAGAGCUCAGAGUGCCAGUCAGCCCCGGCCAUCCACUGCUGCCACCCUGCACAGCGCUAUCUGGAUUGUGUAUGGAACCUUCGUACAGCAAGGUGGUGAGUCCUCAGUGAACUCCAUGGCCAUGCGCAUUGUGAUGGGCAGCUGGUGGCUCUUCACCCUCAUCGUGUGCUCCUCCUACACAGCCAAUCUUGCUGCUUUCCUCACAGUGUCCAGGAUGGACAAUCCCAUAAGGACAUUCCAGGACCUGUCCAAGCAGGUGGAGCUCUCCUAUGGCACCGUCCGGGACUCUGCUGUGUAUGAAUAUUUCCGAGCCAAGGGCACCAACCCCCUGGAGCAGGACAGCACAUUUGCUGAGCUCUGGCGGACCAUCAGCAAGAAUGGCGGGGCUGACAACUGCGUGUCCAGUCCUUCAGAAGGCAUCAGGAAGGCAAAGAAAGGGAACUAUGCCUUCCUGUGGGAUGUGGCCGUGGUGGAGUACGCGGCCCUGACAGAUGACGACUGCUCUGUGACUGUCAUCGGCAACAGCAUCAGCAGCAAGGGCUACGGCAUCGCCCUGCAGCAUGGUAGCCCCUACAGGGACCUCUUCUCCCAGAGGAUCCUGGAGCUACAGGACACAGGUGACCUUGAUGUGCUCAAGCAGAAGUGGUGGCCGCACUCAGGCCGCUGUGACCUCACCAGCCACACCAGUGCCCAGGCAGACGGCAAGUCACUCAAGCUGCACAGCUUUGCUGGAGUCUUCUGCAUCCUGGCCAUUGGCCUUCUGCUCGCCUGCCUGGUGGCUGCCCUGGAGUUGUGGUGGAACAGUAACCGAUGCCAUCAGGAGACCCCCAAAGAGGACAAAGAAGUGAAUCUGGAGCAGGUCCACCGGCGCAUGAACAGCCUAAUGGACGAGGACAUCGCUCACAAGCAGAUCUCUCCGGCGUCCAUUGAGCUGUCAGCCUUGGAGAUGGGGGGCCUGGCUCCCAGCCAGGCCUUGGAGCCGACGCGGGAGUACCAGAACACCCAGCUGUCGGUCAGCACGUUCCUUCCAGAGCAGAGCAGCCACAGCACCAGCCGGACACUCUCGGCAGGGCCUGGCAGCAACCUACCAUUGCCGCUGAGCAGCUCGGCCACCAUGCCCGCCAUGCAGUGCAAACACCGGUCGCCCAACGGGGGGCUGUUCCGCCAGAGCCCCGUGAAGACCCCCAUUCCCAUGUCCUUCCAGCCUGUGCCAGGAGGUGUCCUUCCAGAGGCCUUGGACACCUCCCACGGCACCUCCAUCUGAUCACACCGCCUGCCCUCCCGUCCACCUGACCAGCAGAGCUUUUUAAUACAGACACAACACCACGGACCACACACACACAUGCACACACACACAAAGACUCUAACAUUUUUCUUGUACAUAUGUGUAAAUAAUGACAUAAUGGAGUGGGAUAAAAGUGUAUUUUGAAUAUUCCCAAUUUUCGAAGUCAGUAAAAAAACCCACAAAAACUGUAUGAAUGACUUUGUAAAUUUUGUUCUCUAUGAAUAAAAAGGCAAACUACUUGUGAUCAUUCUGAAGUGCC